Messenger RNA from Maylandia zebra (zebra mbuna), 1498 nucleotides. RefSeq names its product transmembrane protein 169b (gene tmem169b). NCBI's taxonomy places the organism in Eukaryota, Metazoa, Chordata, Actinopteri, Cichliformes, Cichlidae. The record is from RefSeq and is a predicted model, not a curated record.
UGUAUGGACACAAACACAGCGCUGAAAUUUGCGGGCUCUGCUCCUGUAUGUCAGGCAGAUUCAGUAAUUUAUUCUCACACGGUGCAAGUUAAUCUACACGGAGCUCGUCCAGCAGAUUGAAGUGUGUAUGUUUUUAUGACUUUGCAAUCAGCUAGUCAUCAGAGUAAAGGCUUAAUGCAAUGGUUGGAGAUUUGUAUGCUGCUUAGAAUUUCAUUAUUCAUUUCCACACAUAACACAUCCAAACAGUAGCCUCAGAGUAAGAGUUGGAUUGGAUGAAUGAGAGAACAUGGCACAGGUAGAGGAGCCUCAGACUGAGGGGGAAGGCAGCCCCCAGAUGGUCUCCUUAAGGUCUGACGUGUCAGGGAGCCAUGCAGAUGAUGGGGAAGUAGGACCCUCCAUGAGGAGGAAGAGGAAGAAGAAGAAAGAUCCACGUCCUGAGUCCUUCAUUGUUUAUCGGUCUGAAAUGGAGAGGGCACCAGGAGAGGACCAAGGAGGAGACGAAGGAGCAGAGAGGAGCACUGAGGAGGGAACUAAAUUCCUCUGCACACCCACAGGCGAAGGCUGGAGUCUUCCUCCAGACAGCCGCUACGUGACCCUGACUGGCACUAUUACGCGUGGAAAGAAGAAGGGUCAGGUGGUGGACAUACACGUCACUUUGACAGAGAAGGAAAUCAGGGAACUCGCCAAGUCGAGGGAGCGUCUUGAUGCAGCAUGCGAAGCGAGCGAAGGCUCCAAGCGCACCUGUAGCUUAGGUGUGUCAGGGACCCAUGUGGUCCUGUGGAGCAUCUCGUGCGCACCUGUGGUUUUCAUCCUCUCGUUCAUCACUUCCUUCUACUACGGCACCCUCACCUGGUACAAUGUCUUCCUGGUGUACAAUGAGGAGCGGACGUUCUGGCACAAGAUAACAAUAUGCCCCUUUCUUAUCAUCUUCUACCCCAUGCUCAUCAUGCCUUUGGCGCUGUCACUGGCUCUGUACUCUGCUGUGGUGCAGGUGUCCUGGGCCUUCAGUGAGUGGUGGCAGGCGGUGCGCGACCUGGAGAAAGGCUUCUGUGGCUGGGCCUGUGGGAAAUUGGGGCUUGAAGACUGUUCGCCAUACAGCAUAGUCGAGUUGCUUGACUCUGACACUGUUUCUGGCACUCUACAGAGCAAGGCACCCAGUGAACUUGCCCAAACGUCAUCAGUGUGAAGUAGUGGGCACUGGGCUCAAGGAGCAUAUUGCUAAUGUGGUCAAAGUUGGGAAUUAUUUGAAUAAUUUGAGUGUCAAAAUGAGCACCACUACUAUCUAUGUUUUUGCUAAUGAAGGGUUUGAGACUUUCCUGAAAGCCACAGGAGUAAGAAAAUUAUCUUUUGAUUAGAAUUUCUUUUCUAAAACUAUUUCAAAAUGUCUCUUUUGUUAAUAAUCACACAGUAAGCACUGCCUGAACUCUCCUUUGGUGCUGAACUGCUAUCACCUAGCAUUAUUGGAGUUGAAGCACUGGAGUAAUUAUUAUGGGACUUU